Molecule: messenger RNA, 3938 nt
Organism: Scaptodrosophila lebanonensis
Lineage: Eukaryota; Metazoa; Arthropoda; Insecta; Diptera; Drosophilidae
Gene: alpha-Man-IIa
Product: alpha-mannosidase 2
Exons: 6
Coding region: 85-3432 (1115 amino acids)
Biological process (GO): mannose metabolic process; N-glycan processing; protein deglycosylation
Cellular component (GO): Golgi membrane
Molecular function (GO): carbohydrate binding; alpha-mannosidase activity
Source: RefSeq, a predicted model, not a curated record
UGUAACUUAACCGUUUUGCUUAGUUUUCGUCGUUUAUUGACUGUUGGCUAUUGGUAUCCAUGUUCAUUUAAAUUAUACGCUGCAAUGCUGCGCAUUCGCCGAAGAUUUGCGCUGGUUAUUUCAUGCGGCUGUCUAUUCGUUUUUCUGAGUCUUUAUGUUUUGCUGAACUACGCUGCGCCGGCUGCAAACGCAAAAAAGCCAAAUUUUGUUGCAAUCGAAAGCAAAUUGCAGAAGCUGGAGAAUGGAUUGAACGAACAUGGCGAGGAAAUGCGAAAUCUACGGGCACGUCUGACCAAUAACCAUAAUCUUCCAAGAAAUGAACCGAUGCAGCCACAGCCACAGGCUGAAGCCAUGGCUGUUGAGGCUAUAGGCGGGGAUUGCGCCGAUGUAAUGCAGCAGGUGCCCGACGUGGAUGUACAGAUGCUAGAGCUGUAUGAACAAAUGGACUUUGCUGACAUUGAUGGAGGGGCUUGGAAGCAGGGCUGGAAUAUCAAAUAUGACCCUUUACGAUACAACAGCCAUCACAAAUUAAAGGUGUUCGUCGUUCCGCACUCGCACAAUGACCCUGGUUGGCUGGAAACGUUUGAGGAAUACUAUCAGCGUGAAACGAAACAUAUUCUUUCAAAUGCGUUGAGGCAUUUGGAUGAGAAUCCUGACAUGAAAUUUAUUUGGGCUGAGAUUUCAUACUUUGCGCGAUUCUUCGAUGAAUUGGGCGAAAACAAAAAACAAUUGAUGAAAAAAAUCAUUCAGAACCGUCAACUGGAAUUCGUCACGGGCGGCUGGGUAAUGCCUGACGAAGCGAAUUCACACUGGCGUAAUGUGUUGCUGCAGCUAACCGAAGGGCAGACGUGGCUUAAAACUCACGUUAACGUAACUCCCACAUCUUCCUGGUCCAUUGAUCCGUUUGGGCACAGCCCCACUUUGCCGUAUAUAUUGCAGAAGAGUGGAUUCCAAAAUCUGCUGAUACAGCGCACGCAUUAUUCGGUGAAGAAGGAGCUAGCCAUGCAUCGCAAUCUCGAGUUCUUUUGGCGUCAAUUGUGGGAUCUUGAAGGCGACACGGGUCUCUUUACACACAUGAUGCCCUUCUACUCGUACGACAUACCACAUACUUGUGGACCGGAUCCAAAAAUAUGCUGCCAAUUCGAUUUUAAAAGGCUGGCUCAAUUUGGACUGAGCUGUCCAUGGCAUGUGCCACCAAAACAAAUUGAUGAGAACAAUGUUGCCGCACGGUCUGCGAUGAUCGUUGAUCAAUGGAAGAAAAAGGCCGAACUUUACCGCACAAAUGCACUACUCGUGCCUUUAGGCGAUGAUUUUCGUUACAAACAGUCCACCGAGUGGGAUGUGCAGCGCAUCAAUUACGAAAAACUCUUUGAGCACAUCAACAGCGAGUCGCACUUUAAUGUGGAAGCCAAGUUUGGUACGCUGCAGGAGUAUUUUGAUGAAGUGCAUCGGGAGCCGACUCAAAAGUUUCCCUCGCUUAGUGGCGACUUCUUUACGUAUGCCGAUCGCGUCGAUCAUUAUUGGAGUGGCUAUUACACGUCGCGUCCGUAUCACAAGCGCAUGGACCGUGUACUGAUGCACUACGUGCGGGCAGCCGAGAUGCUAUAUGCCUGGAACGAAUGGGAAGAUGCAGCUGGCCUCGCCCGCAAGUUGGAACAGGCACGUCGUGAUCUUUCGCUUUUUCAGCAUCAUGACGGCAUUACCGGCACUGAAAAAACCCAUGUAGUGCUGGACUACGAGAAGAGACUGUUUGAGGCGAUCAGAGCUUGUCAAUUUGUCAUGCAGCAGGCAGUUUACCGACUGCUAACUAAACCAUCCAUAUAUAGCCCGGACUUUAAAUUUCAUUAUUUCACACUCGAUGAUUCACGUUGGCCGGGGUCUGGUGUAAACGAUAGUCGUACCACAAUCAUACUGGGCGAGGAGCUGCCAACCAAGCACGUAGUCAUACACAAUACGUUACCACGGUGGCGCAAGCAGUUGGUUGAUUUCUACGUUUCUACACCUUUUGUGAGUGUCAGCGACUUGGCAGGCAAUUCUGUGCAGGCGCAAGUUUCACCUGUAUGGAGCUGGUAUCGAGAUAGGAUUACCCAAACCAUACAUCCUCAGGGUUCGACCACAAAGUACCGCGUUAUUUUUAAAGCGCGGGUGCCACCAAUGGGACUUUCUACAUAUGUUUUGACACUCACUGCUUCAAAAUCUCCAGACACUUCCUAUGCCUCAAAUCUCUUGCUAAGAAGCAAGCCCAUUUCCGUUAACCUGGGUGAUUAUCCAGAGGCCGUAAAAUUCGGAGAUCAUAGAGAACUUUCACUACGAGUUGGCAACGGUCCCAAAGUUGCCUUCAGCGAUCGCGGCCUACUUAAGUCAAUACAAAUCUCUCCAGAUACUGAACACGUGCCUGUACAUUUAAAAUUUGUGAAAUAUGGCACCAGAAGUCAUGGUGAUCGAUCUGGAGCCUAUCUAUUUCUGCCUGACGGACCCGCCUCCACUAUUUCGACAAUGUCGCCGGUGGUGUUGGUCACCGAGGGUCAGUUGGAGUCCUCCGUCAGCGUAGGACUGCCUUUUGUAGUGCAUCAGACAAUACUCGGCGGUGAUGCUCCCGAAAUACGUAAUCUCGUGGACAUUGGGGACGCUGACAAUACUGAGAUUGUCAUGCGUUUGCAGACCCGCAUCAAUAGCGGUGAUGUCUUCUACACUGAUCUAAAUGGUUUGCAGCACAUUAAGCGCAGACGUUUCAGCAAGCUGCCGCUUCAGGCGAACUACUACCCCGUACCAUCAGCCAUUUUUAUAGAAGAUGCUAACACACGUUUAACAUUCCUCACGGCCCAGCCAUUGGGCGGCUCUUCAUUAGCCGUAGGCGAGAUUGAAAUUAUGCAGGAUCGUCGCUUGGCCAGCGAUGACGAUCGCGGUUUAGGCCAGGGAGUGCUGGACAACAAACCAGUGAUGCAUAUAUUCCGUUUGGUCGUUGAGGAAAUCAGUAGAUGUGCUCGACCCUCAGAGGCACAUGCUGCUGGAUAUCUUACUAGUGCAUCAUUGAAGGCAUCGCAAGCUUUGCUGGAUCCUCUGGAUAAAUUCAUAUUCGCCGAGAAUGGCUGGACGGGCGCUUUGCCGCAAUUCGGUAGCAGUCAUCCGUCCGCUAAUGAGGAUCUGGAUGUUGUUGUAAUGAGACGCCUGAGCAAAGCCACAGCAAAAUCACAGCGCAUAGGCUUUGUCCUACAUCGUACACAGGUGCAGCAAUGUGGAGUCGAGCCCAAAGCAAAGAAGUUUGAUGUUUGCAGUUUGCUGGAAACCGGGGAUCAGCGCAUUAUAAGCUGUGACCGUAGCACUCUUACUUUUUUGCAGAAACUGCAGCAGUAUGAGCCGAAGAAAGCGCCUGCAUUGUGUCCUAUGGAAACUGCAGCUUAUGUAGUUACGUACCCAAGCAAUGAGAGUUGACUUGCUUCCUUCAAAAAGGACCAACAGCAAUGGCCACAACACUAACUAAUGAAUCUCUGCUGGGUGCCCCAGGCACGCUAAUUCUUUGAAUUUUAUUUAGACGCAUAUUUAUUAAGCCAUUCUACAAAAGCACUGACACAACAUAAAACUUUACGUAAACGAACAAUUACGUAUUUAAAAUAUAUUAUAUGAAGUAGAAAUCUCAACUCACUAAAAGGCACAGGCAUCAGAUUUGUGUUCGAUUCAGGUCUAUUCACUUAUUUUAAUUGUACACUUGUAUACUUUAAAUUUGGUUUUCUGUGUGAUAUUUUUAAAACGUGUUGCGUUUUAAAACAAACAAUAUCUAACUUAACACUACAGCAUAAUUAACAACAAUAAUUACUGUUACAUAAAGGAAGUGUAGUCAGGGAAGACGUAAUCGCAAUAUAUUUAUAAUACAUUUAAUACUGUAUCACUGUACACGACGUCACCAAAUUGGUUUUUAACUCGAAUUAAAUGAAUCUCAA